AUGAAAUAUUCUUUUUAUCCUUCGCACCAAGAAGAUGCUGAAAGACACGAGGGCCCUAUUAUCCCUGCGAUGGUUCAAAAUUCGCCAGAGAUGAUUAGUACGACCCUUCCUACUGGUAACCAAGUGACCCAGUCGUUACAACUCACAAAGAAUUUCCGUCGUUGGAGAAACUUAUUAAUAAAUAAGAUUGAUGGGCUGAGAGCUGAAUGGGAAACGCAAAAGAGCGCAGCUAGGAAUGAAAUUGAUUCUGCAAAUGAGUAUCUGGAAAGAAAUGUGUUUACUGAUACCUAUGAGAAUAGAGAAUUAGUUGUCCCAUCUGCAAUUCUAUCACUUGGAGCAUUCUUUAGUGGAAGAGUGUUGAGUAAUCCCAAUAAUUGGGGAAAAAGCAAUAAUAUUCUAGCAGGUCGCCCGUCAAUCCUUGGCAAGGUCUGCACUAGUAUUCCUUCUAGAUUGUUGUUGCCAUUUCUGCUGGCCGGUACGGUCUUUACGCAAUUGACUCCCGUGACAGCCAACAAUAUCUGGACAACUUUUGAGAAAGAUGCAUUGCCCAAGAAAUUUACGGACGACAGUCACCGUCUGUGGAAAGAGUACUACGUCGAUGGUCUACUUAAAGGGAAGCAGAAUCUUUGCAGAGCUGUGAACGAGAAAUUGCAGCAGAAUGUUAAGUUCGUGAGAGAAAAUAUAAGCGACCGCUUAAAAUAA
Molecule: messenger RNA, 702 nt
Organism: Torulaspora delbrueckii
Lineage: Eukaryota; Fungi; Ascomycota; Saccharomycetes; Saccharomycetales; Saccharomycetaceae
Gene: MIC27
Product: Mic27p
Exons: 1
Coding region: 1-702 (233 amino acids)
Source: RefSeq, a predicted model, not a curated record